CAGUCCCGUGUGUCAAUCAUUCUGUUGACUUUCACUGACUCCAGUGCACAUGCAGUUGUGCGCGCGCACGGACAGAAGCCUGAGAGUUUAAAGUGAAGAUGGCAAGUAAAAUCCUUCUGAGAGCCUGUCGGCUGACUCUGAUGGGAAGACAAAACAUUUUAAUGAAAACACCUGCGCGUGCGAUGGCCGGUAAAGGUAUCCCAACAGAUGAAGAGCAGGCAGCGGGGCUGGAGAGACGCAUCCUGCAGGCCAUGAAGAAAGGCCAGGAUCCUUACAGCAUACUCAAGCCAAAGGAAUACACCGGAAGCAAAGACGACCCUCAUAUUGUUCCCAGCAUCAACAACAAACGACUGGUCGGCUGUAUCUGUGAGGAGGACAACACUGCGAUCGUUUGGUUCUGGCUUCACGAGGGAACCCCUCAGCGCUGUCCGUCCUGCGGCUCGCACUACAAACUGGUCCAUCACGAGCUGCCACACUGAGCCGGACCCCACGAGCACCUAAACCUCUGGAGAAACCGCUGCGUGCCUACGCCAAACAUGUACAGGAGCCAAUAAUAAAACUAUUUAAUA
Messenger RNA from Cyprinus carpio (common carp), 569 nucleotides. Its product is annotated as cytochrome c oxidase subunit 5B, mitochondrial. Gene Ontology annotation, cellular component: mitochondrial envelope. NCBI's taxonomy places the organism in Eukaryota, Metazoa, Chordata, Actinopteri, Cypriniformes, Cyprinidae. Gene Ontology annotation, biological process: mitochondrial electron transport, cytochrome c to oxygen. The record is from RefSeq and is a predicted model, not a curated record.